Molecule: messenger RNA, 2582 nt
Organism: Nicotiana tabacum (common tobacco)
Lineage: Eukaryota; Viridiplantae; Streptophyta; Magnoliopsida; Solanales; Solanaceae
Product: somatic embryogenesis receptor kinase 2-like
Biological process (GO): protein phosphorylation
Molecular function (GO): ATP binding; protein kinase activity
Source: RefSeq, a predicted model, not a curated record
UCUCUCUGACCUUUUUCUCUCUCUCGGGCACACAACACACACUACUCAGUAGAGAGAGAAACAAAAAGAAAUAAAAAAACAAAACAAAAGCAGUACAAAAUGUGAAAGUUGCAGCAGAUUAAAAAAAAAGGGGUUCAUCAGAAGUAGAAGAACUCAAACUGAACUGAGAAACACAAAAAGGGUCACAUGUACAGAGUAAAGGGGUUACAAAAUCCUAAAAAAAGUGAAAAAAUUUGGUCUUUUUUUUGUGGGUUAUUUCAAAAGAUCGGUUCUUGGAUUUUGAGCUUUGUGGGUCAUUUUCUUGGUUGUGUUAUGAAGCUAUUUUGGUAUGGUAAUGAGGGCUAGGGUUUUCUUGGAUUUUUGGGUAAAUGCUGGCUUCUUUGAGUUUGCUUUACUUGGAUCUACGAGAUUGUUUAAUGAGCUGGCUGUUUGAUUUGUAAAAGAACAUUUAUAUAUACAGAUAAAUCUGUAUGUGUAUUAUUUGAUGAUGAAGGUGAUGAAGAAAGAUGCUUUGGUGUCAAUGGUGGUGUGGCUAAUCUUGGUUGUACAUCCUCUUAAGCUCAUUUUUGCUAACAUGGAAGGUGAUGCAUUGCACAGUCUACGGACCAACUUACAAGAUCCUAACAAUGUGUUACAGAGCUGGGAUCCUACCCUUGUUAAUCCUUGCACAUGGUUUCAUGUUACUUGCAACAAUGAUAACAGUGUUAUAAGAGUUGAUUUAGGAAAUGCUGCUUUAUCUGGUCAAUUAGUUCCACAGCUUGGCCUUUUGAAGAAUUUGCAAUACUUGGAGCUUUACAGUAAUAACAUAAGUGGUUCAAUACCGAGUGAUCUUGGAAAUUUGACUAAUCUGGUCAGCUUGGAUCUCUACUUGAACAGCUUCAGCGGCCCCAUCCCAGAUUCUUUGGGCAAGCUGACGAAAUUGAGAUUCCUUCGGCUCAACAACAACAGUUUGACUGGUUCCAUCCCGAUGUCACUGACUAAUAUCUCAUCACUUCAAGUGUUGGACCUGUCAAACAAUCGUCUUUCGGGUGCUGUUCCAGAUAAUGGUUCCUUCUCUCUAUUCACGCCUAUCAGUUUUGCAAAUAAUUUAGAUCUUUGUGGGCCUGUAACUGGACGCCCUUGCCCGGGAUCUCCUCCAUUCUCUCCUCCCCCUCCAUUUGUUCCACCACCACCAAUUUCUGCUCCAGGAGGAAAUGGUGCAACUGGAGCAAUUGCCGGAGGUGUAGCUGCUGGUGCUGCUCUACUAUUUGCUGUUCCUGCCAUUGCAUUUGCCUGGUGGCGCCGUAGAAAACCACAAGAAUAUUUCUUUGAUGUACCAGCUGAAGAGGAUCCCGAAGUUCACUUAGGUCAACUGAAAAGGUUCUCCCUCCGAGAGCUACAAGUUGCAACUGAUAGUUUUAGCAAUAAAAAUAUUCUGGGUCGAGGUGGAUUUGGUAAGGUAUACAAAGGACGCUUGGCAGAUGGAACAUUGGUGGCUGUUAAACGGCUAAAGGAGGAGCGUACCCCUGGAGGGGAGUUGCAAUUUCAAACAGAAGUUGAGAUGAUUAGUAUGGCAGUGCACAGAAAUCUUCUACGACUGCGUGGCUUCUGUAUGACACCAACUGAAAGGCUGCUUGUCUACCCCUAUAUGGCCAAUGGAAGUGUUGCAUCAUGCCUGAGAGAACGGCCACCAUCUGAACCACCACUUGAUUGGCCAACACGAAAACGCAUUGCUCUGGGAUCUGCGAGGGGAUUAUCAUAUUUGCAUGAUCAUUGUGACCCUAAGAUUAUCCAUCGUGAUGUGAAGGCUGCGAAUAUAUUGCUAGAUGAAGAAUUUGAGGCUGUUGUUGGAGACUUUGGUUUGGCUAAACUUAUGGAUUACAAGGAUACACACGUUACUACGGCUGUGCGCGGAACAAUUGGGCAUAUAGCUCCAGAAUACCUUUCCACUGGGAAGUCGUCCGAAAAGACUGAUGUUUUUGGGUAUGGGAUCAUGCUUCUGGAGCUAAUCACUGGCCAGAGGGCUUUCGAUCUUGCUCGGCUUGCGAAUGAUGAUGAUGUCAUGUUGCUCGACUGGGUCAAAGGACUCCUUAAAGAGAAGAAACUGGAAAUGCUGGUUGACCCUGAUCUUCAGAACAAAUAUGUGGAGGCUGAGGUGGAGCAGCUGAUCCAGGUAGCAUUGCUUUGUACGCAAAGCAGCCCAAUGGAUCGGCCCAAGAUGUCGGAAGUGGUGAGAAUGCUUGAAGGUGAUGGCUUGGCUGAAAGAUGGGAUGAGUGGCAGAAGGUAGAAGUUCUCCGCCAGGAGGUGGAACUCGCACCACAUCCUGGUUCCGAUUGGAUUGUUGACUCAACGGAGAAUUUACACGCAGUUGAAUUAUCGGGUCCAAGUUGACCCUUGUACCCAAGUAAAAAGGCAAGCAAAUUGUUAGGAACUCUAAUUUUGUUGAUCUUGAAAGUUUUUCUUGUGAAAUUUAAUCAAAAUCUCCUGUUGUAAGCCGAUGAAUUGUAUUUGUUACAUUGUGCAUACGAAUUUGUACUGACAGGAAUUCUAAAUCUAUGCCCUGACAAAUUGAACAUAGGCGUAGUGGCUAUAUGCGGUAAAA